Enhydra lutris kenyoni (northern sea otter) is the source of this 1482-nucleotide messenger RNA. RefSeq lists its product as uncharacterized. The record is from RefSeq and is a predicted model, not a curated record. Lineage: Eukaryota; Metazoa; Chordata; Mammalia; Carnivora; Mustelidae.
AUGGAGUGUGGAGAGGCAGCUAGCGCAGGGGCUGCUUUGGGCCAGGACAGCUCAGUGCCCCCAGCCCUCAUGGUCAACCCCCAGGCCAGGCUGAUGGUUGUGGUGGAAGUAGAGGGAGGGCGAAGAGGAUCAGGCCUUACAGUCCUUCUGGAGGGGCCCAAGAGCAUCCGCUUGCUUCAGCCGGGUACUCCAGAUGCUCAGGAGGCUGAGCAGGAGCUGCUAGCACGAGUCCAGCCCACACUAGGCUUGGUGGCCCGAGGGUACAGUGUGGCCCUACUGCUUCGGGGUCGGGAAGCAGAGACACCCCGUCUUGUACCUCAGCUGUUGCAGAUGCUGUUUGAGGAAGCUCUGCCCCCCGGGGGCCCUGAUCCUGUGCUUACUACCCUUAGCCUGGUGCAGCUCAGCCCCUGCGGGAAGACUCGGGACCUGCUCUCUCAAGGGACAGAGAACUUGUCAGUGCUAGAUGUGUCCCCCCUGGGCUUGGUAGUGGAAAAUGCCAGUGAUGUGGAGGUGUCUGACUCAAGAGUGGCCUCGGGGCUGUACUUGCAGGCUGCGGGCGAUGAAGGCAGAGAUUGCCCCCUGCUGCAGGUAUUGGCUGGUAAGGUUAUUGGUGAGGAGGUGGAGGGCUCCUUGCCCUGGAUUGUCUCGCGGCUCCUGGAAGGAAACAACUACAGUGGCCUUCUUCUUCGCCUGGACCCUCAAGGUGGCUCCCCGAGCUUGCUCUGGGCUGCUCUGUUGGGGGCCGAGGGAAGGAGGAUGCAGGCGAAACAGGUGAGGCCCACCCUGUGGGAUGCAGUAGAAGAGGCCCGGGCCCGCCGGGCUGGCCUGAAGAACCUGCGUUCAGGCCUCCUUGGAGACAACCUGACGGAUAGUGGGCUCAGCCAGUUGGGCAGGGCAUUGCGAGAAUUGCAGGUAGUAAAAGCCUGGAGCCGGCGCCCAGGGAGCCUGAUGCUCAAAAGGGUAAAAGCUGAGGCUGUGAGGCUCCCAGAACUACAGGCCUGGCAGGUCCCAGAUGUGGCCUUGCAGUUCUUCUUGGCCCAGGCCCAGAGGAAGAGACUGCACGAACAGCACCAAAUAUGGAUCCAAGAGGAACUGAAGCGUUUGGGACAGGAGGAGGUGGUGGCAGGUGACCAGGUCAAAGCCCUGGUGGUUGGAAAGGAGGCCUCCAAGGAGAGGCAGAGAUGGCCCCGGGAGCAGACGAUGCUGAGACUGCGGCUGGAGGCCCUUCAAGCAGAGCAGGACACUGCGGAGCAGGACCUCGCAGCCCUCUAUGACCUGCACGUGCAGGCUGCCCGAGCUCAGACACGCCACAUGCUGCUGGUAUUCCGAGCCUGGCGAAGGCUGUGGGAGGAGCAGGCCAUGACCACAGAGCAUCACCACCGCAGCCUACUGGCUGGUGUCCUACAAGACAACAUCAACCUGGCCACGCAGAACCAGGAGCUCCAAGCCCAGAACCAGCAGCUUCAGCAGGGAGUAGAUUAG